AUGCAAUGCCAUGUAUUGUGCAAGCCAGUUACUACCUUGAUUAUAGUUAACUUAGCUCUUGCUUUUGUCAAUGUACUUCUUAAAAUGGUUCUCAAUGAAGGAAUGGACUACAUGUCAAUUGUAACAUAUCGACAAGCAAUUUCAUUCAUCUUCAUGACACCUAUUGCAUGGUUCUAUGAAGGGAAACACAAACUGGAGGCUCACAUAAUAUGUCUCCUUUUUCUCUCUGCUCUUGUCGGAGUAACACUUCCCCAAUACCUGUUUCUUCUUGGACUUGAGUAUACAUCUGCUACAGUCUCAUGUGCAUUCCUCAACAUGGUGCCUGUAUUUACAUUCAUCAUGUCACUUCCAUUUGGGAUAGAGAAGGUGAACUUGAAAAUCAAAAGUGGUAAAGCCAAAACCUUGGGAGCUAUUGUGUCCAUUGGUGGAGUUUUGUUAUUAGCCCUUUAUAAAGGAAUUCCCUUAAAUAACCCACAAUCUCAACACAUAGAAAAUAGAUAUACAAAUGUGCCACCAGCUGCAAAGUUGGAGAAAUACAUUAUAGGUCCAAUACUUCUGACUGCAGGUUGCAUUUUGUGGUCUUCAUGGUUUGUUAUACAAGCAAAGAUUAGCAAAAAGUAUCCAUAUCAAUACUCUAGCACUGCUAUUUUGUCACUUUUUGCUACUAUUCAAUCAACAAUAUUAACUUUGGUCAUCAAGGGAAACAAUGGCUCAUGGAUCCUCAAAGGAAAGCUAGAAAUAGUGUGUAUAAUAUAUUCUGGAUUGGUGGGAUCGGGCUUGUGCUAUGUCGCAAUGUCAUGGUGUGUCAAACAAAGGGGUCCAGUUUUUACUGCAGCGUUUACCCCUCUUUUACAAAUAUUUGUAGCUGUUCUCGAUUUCUCAAUACUAAAGGAGGAAAUAUACUUGGGAAGUAUUGCAGGAUCUGCCUUGGUUAUUGUUGGCAUGUAUAUUCUUUUAUGGGGAAAAAGUAUCGAGGAAGAGCAAUGUGUCAUGAAGGAUACACAAGGAAAUCAAAAUGUAGAAAAUCAAUGA
Molecule: messenger RNA, 1032 nt
Organism: Vicia faba (fava bean)
Lineage: Eukaryota; Viridiplantae; Streptophyta; Magnoliopsida; Fabales; Fabaceae
Source: the annotation of a GenBank genome assembly